AUGCAUUUGAAGACAAACUUGAAGACUUAUUUGUCAGUGAAGAGUCAUGAAUCUAAAGAGUAUUUGCUUACUCUUUUUAAUAGAAGUGCAUAUGCUCCUACUAUUGAGUUGUUUAAUGAGCUAUUUGAAGAAUUUAAGGGUCGUUAUGGUCGUAGUGUUGAGAAGUUUCUUGAGGAUUUGCCUAAUGAGUGUUGGUGUAACGUUUAUUUUCAAGGCAAGAGGUAUGGUGAAAUGUGCACAAAUGCUGCGGAAUCUUUUAAUUCAUGGAUUAGGGAUGAACGCCAUUUGUUUUCAACUAGUCUUGUUGAUGCUAUACGGGUGAAACUAAUGAAGCAAUUUUCAAGAAGGAGAGAAGUUGGGAAUAAAUGGAAUCGUAUUGUUUGUCUUUUUGCAGAGAAAAAGUUAGAAGAAGCUUUUAAUGAUACAAAAGCAUGGAUAGUUAAGAAAUGUAGCAAUGACAUUUAUGAAAUCCAAUUGGAUCAUUCAGUUAUGGUUGAUAUUGGGAAACGUUGUUGUUCUUGUCGAUUGUGGGAAAUUGAUUCUUUUCCUUGCAAACAUGGUUUUUGUGCUAUAAAGAGGAGUGAGAAAGAUUUGAAUUGCUUUCUUGAUGAUUACUACCGUGUUAGUAGUUAUUGUGAUUCUUAUUCACAUUUUAUCUAUCCAGUUCCUAGUAUGUGGAAGCCAAAUGUAGUUGUUGAUGAUGACGUUGUUUUACCUCCUCUUUGUUAG
Messenger RNA from Camellia sinensis, 729 nucleotides. RefSeq lists its product as uncharacterized. Gene Ontology annotation, molecular function: zinc ion binding. The record is from RefSeq and is a predicted model, not a curated record. NCBI's taxonomy places the organism in Eukaryota, Viridiplantae, Streptophyta, Magnoliopsida, Ericales, Theaceae.